Molecule: messenger RNA, 4570 nt
Organism: Paramisgurnus dabryanus
Lineage: Eukaryota; Metazoa; Chordata; Actinopteri; Cypriniformes; Cobitidae
Gene: boc
Product: BOC cell adhesion associated, oncogene regulated
Biological process (GO): axon guidance; cell-cell adhesion; nervous system development
Cellular component (GO): axon
Molecular function (GO): protein binding
Source: RefSeq, a predicted model, not a curated record
UUGCGCGCAUAACUUCACUAACAUUUGCGCCAAAGAACCACUGUGCACAAAUUACGCACGAAAAAAAGAAAACGCAAGUCCUCAUCACCGCAAAAGUUUGACACUCAAACUUCAAAUCGCAUUGCUUUGGGAGAGACAAGCGUAACUGCGUGGAGAUUUGGGAAGGAAUCUUCAUUGUUCAGAUCCCUCCUCCUUCUUGGGAAGUGGGAGGACCCGAAAAGCUCCUCGCAAAAGGGAGAAUUGUUCCAGGGCUCAGUCAUCCAAAAACGUCCUUUCAAUGCGAGAAGUUGGGGAGCUGAAGAAAAUGUCGGUGCUGUAGUAGUAGUAAAUAACUAAAGCGGCAGCGGUUAAAGAGAGAAAAGAAGCGGGCGACUUGCAUUUCUGUUGGAUUAAACCGCGAAAACAGUUGAGGAAAAAGUCGAGACUCGGAAAAAGUAGUGGAUUCAACUCCAAACUACUGCACGUUUCUGGGGGUAGUGUAUGGAAAAUGUCUGGGAUAUUGGAUUGGAUUCCUUGGGAAAGAAAGCGGAAGGUUCGAGUUGUCUGCACCCUGGGUGCACUGCUGUGCUGUUUGCAAUGUAGUGUUGCAUUAAGAGAUGUCCCAGUCUUCACAGAUGAGCCUCUCUCUGUGGUACAAAAAGUGGGGGGCAGCGUGACCCUGCGCUGCAGUGCCCUGCCCAACCAUGUCAACAUAACCUGGCGGCUGAACGGUCGCGAGCUGCCAGCUGGGGGCGACGAGGAGCUCGGAGUGUUGGUGCAACCUGGCUCGCUGUACAUCCCUACCCUUUCUAACCUCACCGUGGGCAGAUACCAGUGUGUGGCCACCACCAGUGUCGGGUCUAGCGCUAGUAUACCGGCCAACGUUACUGCUGCUAAGCUGCGAGAUUUUGAGCCAGAUGACCAGCAGGAGAUCGAGGUAGAUGAAGGAAACACAGCAGUGAUCGAGUGUCAUCUACCUGAAAGCCAACCUAAAGCUCAGGUCCGCUACAGUGUCAAACAGGAGUGGCUAGAGACAUCUAAAGGAAAUUACCUCAUCCUGCCGUCAGGAAACCUUCAGAUAGCCAAUGCUACGCAGGACGAUGAGGGUCCCUAUAAAUGUGCCGCCUACAACCCUGUCACCCAGGAAGUAAAAACCUCCACCUCUACCGAUCGUCUACGGAUACGACGUUCGACAUCCGAGGCUGCACGCAUCAUCUAUCCGCCGGCAUCCCGGUCCAUAAUGGUGAACAAAGGCCAGCGGCUUGUGCUCGAGUGCGUGGCCAGUGGCAUUCCCACACCACAGGUCACAUGGGCAAAGGAUGGCCUGGACUUGCGAAAUCAUAACAACACACAAUUUCUGCUUAGCAACCUGCUGAUUGACACGGCAAGCGAGAGCGAUUCGGGCACGUACGUGUGUCACGCUGACAACGGCAUCGGCUCGGCUAACUCCGCUACCGUGCGGUACGACGUACAGGUGUUUGAGCCCCCACAGGUGCGUGUCGAGCUGCAGCAACAAGAUGUGGCGUGGGGCGACACGGUGCGUUUCAGCUGUCAGGUGAGGGGCAAACCCACGCCCACUGUGGUGUGGCUCCACAACGCUCAGCCCGUGAGCCCAUCGGCGAGGCAUCGAGUGUCGUCGCAGGUGCUACGUGUGCUGAAUGUUGGGCCGCAGGACGACGGCGUGUACCAGUGCAUGGCGGAGAAUGGCGUGGGGAGUUCCCAGGCCGCUACGAGACUCCUUACUGUCCCGACAGUGCCUUCACGGUCCGGUAAGCUACCCAUGAUUCGACCAAUGAGCCCAGACAAGGUCUUGCGGGAACAGCCACCAUUGAAGCCUAUGGCCACCAGUGCAAUGCUGCCUCUCGACUGCUCCGAGAUCAGAGUGUCACUUGCCGAUGCUCCAAUUAUCCUGAGCCAGCCACGCACGGGAAAGGCCGACUUCUAUGAACUCACCUGGAAACCACGUCAUGAUGGAGGAGCACCUGUGCUGGAAUAUGUCAUAAAAUACAGAAAGGCUGGAGAAUCUCCUGGUGAGUGGAUCACAAGCAGUAUUUCGGGCUCCCAGCACAAGCUGACUUUGACUAAACUACAGCCCACCAGUCUCUAUGAAGUGGAGAUGGCCGCUAGGAACUGCGCUGGACUCGGGCAGCCCGCCAUGAUGACUUUCAGAACAGGCAAAUGGAGAAAAGGAGGACCUAUAGGGGCUCCAAAAACACCAGUGGUGCCACCCCGGCUCUCGCCUCCGGAAGCACCAGACAGGCCUACGGUCUCCAUGGCGACAGAGACCUCAGCUUACGUGACGUGGAUACCUCGCGGGAACCGCGGAUUCCCCAUCCAGUCAUUCCGUGUGGAGUACAAGAAACUACGUAAAGGGGGUGGAGACUGGGAAGCGGCUGUGGAUAACAUCCCACCAUCCCGCCUCUCAGUCGAAAUCGCGAGCUUGGAGAAAGGCACAUCAUACAAAUUCAGAGUUUUGGCUGUUAAUGUGUUGGGAGCGAGUCCACCCAGUGCUCCCUCUAAAGCUUACACAGUAGUGGGCAGCGGGCCACCAAACCGACGUCCUGUUGACGGACCCUACAUCACAUACAACGAAGCCAUUAACGAGACCACCGUUAUCCUCAAGUGGACGUACACACCAGUAAAUAACACUCCUAUUUAUGGCUUCUACAUCUUCUAUCGACCCACCGACAGCGACAAUGAUAGUGACUACAAAAAGGAUGUAGUGGAAGGUGACCGAUAUUGGCACUCCAUUACGGACCUGCAGCCCGAAACGGCUUACGACAUUAAGAUGCAGUGUUUCAAUGAAGGAGGAGAGAGCGAGUUUGGAAAUGUUGUCAUCUUGGAAACUAAAGCACGCCCUCACCAGAGGACCACACCUCCCGAAACAUCAUCCUCCAGACCUGACCAUCUUGGAAACCCUGUGCCACGGCCUGGUGAUCUGCCUUACCUCAUUGUGGGCGUGGUGCUAGGGGCGUUUGUUUUCAUCAUCGUGGCUUUCAUCCCAAUCUGUCUGUGGAGAGUUUGGGCCAAACAAAAACAAACCCUCGAUAUGCGCUUCCCAACUUUGGCACCUACAGUUUCUCCAUGCCAGUACACCAUGGUACCACUGCAAGGUUUGGCUCUUGGUCGGCCCUGUGGGGUAGACCCCAACUUGGCACAUGCCCACACCAUCUAUGCUCCUAAAGGAGAAUAUAUUCCUAAUGGGAAACACACUAUGCAACCCCUACCUGGAGUUAACCAGGAGGAUGCUGGCUAUGAGUAUGAGAGUGAUGCUUUGUUGCCUCAGAAACAUCCCAAUACACAAUCGCAUAUCAACAUUUACUGUAAUGGGGUACCUGGCUGUCCUGAAGUGGGUUGCUGUGAGAGUGGUGACUCCCCAUUGCAGGUCAUCAGCUCAUCUGAUCCUCCACAAAAUCCUGACUCUGUGGAGGACAAUCACCUUUAUACUGAAGCAGUUCACAUGGAAGUGGAAAUGCCUGCAGACUUUUCCCAGUCAACUGCAGCUGAUACAGGCAUGAAUGGGUUUCUUCAAAAUGCUGAGCAACCGGAACUUAGAACAACUUUGAACUUAAGGCGACUUGAAGAACCAGGGACACAUGAUCUUAAAGAUGGAUAAAACGCUCAAAAAAUAAAGAAAAACAGAGAAAAUAUUUAUUUUUGUAUAACAGAUGCUAUAUUUAUAUAUUUAUGUCUUUGUACAUAGUAUAGUUUUUUUUACUGUGUGUAUAUAUAGGUUUUUAUUUCAGAUGUUACACGUUUUUGGUGUGUUUGUCGGUCAUCAGCUAGACAUUGAUGAACAUUUUCAUAAGCAUGCUAUAAAAAUUAUCCUGUAUUAAGUUUCAGAUUUCCCACUGACAAGAUUGUGUUGAUGUUGGAAGUACAGCUAGUGGAAAAUGUUAUGCUUUUAGAGCAUAACACACCAAUCAUUACAUUGUAAUGCGUAGAGAUUCGAGACAGAUAACUGUUUAAAAACACUUUGCAUCAAAAGUAUUUGUAGAAUGUGUACACAACUUAUACCUUUAUGCAUAGGUAUUUUAUGCACAGUAUACCCACAUGUUUUAUGAUUUUAUAGCAUGUAAAUGCUACUGUAAGGUUACAAGAUACGCCAUUUCCGAAAUGUCUGAUUGUAACUUUUUUACAGGGGUUUCCUCAAUUUAAGUAAGCCAUUAUGAGUGAUUGUGUUUUUAUAGCUUUGUAUAUAUUACUAAAAAUUAUAUAUGUUCAUCAUUAACAAAAAUAAGGAAUAUAUGCAAAGUAUAUGCAUUCUGUGUGUAGUAAUAUUGACUGAGAAAGAGACCAUAUAUUGUAGGUAUUUAUUUUUUCAGUAUUUGAAAGAUUGUUCAAAUGGGCACGCCUACAAUAUCCAGAUUUCUGUGUUGUAAACUGAGUUGUAGUCAAACUUGUAUAGUUAAAUCUCUAAUAGAUUUUACUGUUGGAGACCUGCAAAUCACCUGCAUCAGUAUUAUUUUCCCAUUGUAAUAAACACAAAACAUGAAGGAAAAGAACAAUCUCCAACAUUAUCUAGAAGUGUAGCUCUUUGGUUACAUGGAUUGAGCACUAUUGCUUGUAAAUAAAGCUAAAGAAAAUCAUA